CAUCCAGUUCGCUCUGUUCUCUCUGUACUCUUUACAUCUGGCAAGGGCCAAUUAGGUGGAGGUGGGCUGCAGCAAGCGCAGGACCAUUUAACUUCUUCCUUUUUGCUCUUUUUCAAAUCGGAUUUCACCCCGAGGUCGUUCGCCCCGCUGUUUCUGCUUCCUUGACUACGACCUUCUAUACUUUGUCAUGAUUCCGUCUUCCAGUCAAGCCGAGGGCUUGUCAAGCGUGUCUUCCAGACCAGACUGCGCUGAGCAAAACAACAACCAGAAUCUUCCCAAUAAGCGCCCCCGCAGGCUUUCCGAUGACCAAUACAUUCACCCUGGCCCAAGCCCAUCAGGCCAGAACAAGUUUCCGACAACAUCGAGCAGCAGAAUAAUUGAAGGCUCACUUAGAAGCAACCAAAAUGCUCCCGGGAUCAAGAUAAUCUUCCCUCAACACACCGAAGAAACGUUCGGAAAAUACACUCAGGACCAGGGCCCAGCUGUUGUGCCCAUGCACCGAGAAUUUUCGCAUGGUGACGCCCGGUUCACGCACAUUGGGGAAUUAGGUCGCGGCAGUUCUGGUACCGUUGACAAAGUCGAGCCAAGUGGUGGCAUAUUUCUUCCCGGCAAAAUCUACGCACGGAAAGCGUUCACCAUAAGGCGCCGCCAGUCCACGUCCCACGAACUCGCCCUGCUCGAUAUGGCACGAACACUUCUACACCCGAACAUUCUCACAACAAUCAUGACUUACGAGGAGGAGCGUGACGCCCACAGCUCACAGUACGGCAUAAUUUUGAAUCCAGUGGCGGAUUGCACGCUUCGAGCCUUCUUAGAAAGGGAAGAUGGGGCCAGCGACAUUGGGGAAGCCGCUGCAAAACGCGUGGCAAAGUGGCUGGGCUGCUUGGGAAGCGGAUUAAGCUAUCUACAUGCCAAAAACCUAAUUCAUCGACGAAUUUCGCCAUUAAGCAUUCUAAUAAGAGGGGGAGAAAUAUUUUUUGCCGAGUUUGCCAUCUCAAAUCACUUUAAAGCAACGGAAAGAUUGGUUGAGGACUCUUCGAGGGCAAAUGCGAUCUGGGAGGUAUACCAGGCGCCGGAAGCCCAGACACAGCAGCUGUUGGGCACGAAAGCUGAUAUAUUCUCCUUAGGAUGCGUUUUCAUUGAGCUACUAACAUCCGCCUCUAGGAUGCCGCUCAAGACCCUCCAGGAUUCGAUCCGACAACAACCUUUCCCAACUUACCGCCACUGGAUCCCAAAAACUCUGGACUGGCUUGCUCAAAUCCAGAGCCAGCUCACACUCCCCACUCUCCGUCGCUUCAGCCCAUACUGCGAGAAUAUGCUCAAAUUGAAUCCAAGUACCCGCCCAUCUGCUUUCGCAGUCACAAGGUUCUUAUUCGAUUCCAACCCGAAGCUUUCAGAAGGGUUUGAAGCGACGAAAUCAGUCUGCGACUGCCUUUUACCUUGGUUGGGCAAGUUUGACGAACAGUGCAGAGUAUUGAUCUCACUACCGGAAACAAGCCGCAGCGCCCUGGGUCCAGAUGCAUUGCUGCCGCCGGGCCGAUACCAAUUACCUACGGACUCCCUUACAAGAAACAAAACUUGUUCUUACUGUCCCCAAACGUUCGACAACCCCUUAGAUGUUCUCUUUCACGUGGCUACACAGCACCGUGACAAAACUGUUCGGGACGAAAGCUUGGUUUGUACUUAUGGCGAAUGUGCCGGUAGACCCCCAUUCCUAGACGAGCGUCAAUAUGAAGAUCAUCAACACAACUUUCAUCGCGAAGGUUUCCCUCAAACAUCAGACGAUACACGCCAAGGUACAUCUCGCGACGCAUUCCAAGGGAGGAUGGAAACGUGAGGACCAAGAUCCGGGACCGGAUGUAAUGUCAGAGACAAACCUGAAGGGCGAAUCUACGUUAUGUUCGAUUUCUAGGUGUAAUAUAGGUGUACUCUCGGAGACAUUGGAUUUGCGGUGGAUGAAACUGGGACAUUUGCAGCCCGCAAGCGAGCAUUGUCUGAGUGUGGAUUUUGGGUGAUGAUCCCUUGUCUGUUGCGUGGCCGCCGAUUCGAUAUUCACCGCUGAGAAGACGUAGCAUGCACGGAGUAAGGCAGUGGAGAUAAUGACUGGUGAAGUCUAUGAGAGUAAAUUCGGC
This is a messenger RNA of Cladophialophora immunda, 2132 nucleotides long. RefSeq lists its product as uncharacterized. Gene Ontology annotation, molecular function: protein serine/threonine kinase activity; ATP binding. The transcript is spliced from 4 exons. The record is from RefSeq and is a predicted model, not a curated record. Gene Ontology annotation, biological process: protein phosphorylation. Gene Ontology annotation, cellular component: cytoplasm. The coding region runs from base 188 to 1837 and encodes 549 amino acids. Lineage: Eukaryota; Fungi; Ascomycota; Eurotiomycetes; Chaetothyriales; Herpotrichiellaceae.